Messenger RNA from Motacilla alba alba, 8137 nucleotides. RefSeq names its product protein disulfide isomerase family A member 4 (gene PDIA4). The transcript has 10 exons. Gene Ontology annotation, cellular component: cell surface; endoplasmic reticulum; endoplasmic reticulum lumen. Bases 161 to 2113 code for a protein of 650 amino acids. The record is from RefSeq and is a predicted model, not a curated record. Gene Ontology annotation, biological process: protein folding; response to endoplasmic reticulum stress. Gene Ontology annotation, molecular function: protein disulfide isomerase activity. NCBI's taxonomy places the organism in Eukaryota, Metazoa, Chordata, Aves, Passeriformes, Motacillidae.
CGCCGCGCCGGCGGCCCUCGUGACGAUUGUUGAUUGGCGACCGCGCCAAGCACGUGUUGAGGCGGCAGCCAAUCAGCGGGCGCGGCGUGCCGCGAGGGGCGGGGCCAGCGGCGGGAGCGCAGCGUAGGGAGCGGACGGGCCGGGCCGGAGCGGCGGUGGGAUGAGGAUGCGCGGGCUGUGGGUGCUGGUUCUGCUGCUGGGGCUGGCUCAGAUCGCCCUGCUGGCGCGGGGCGCCGAGGCACAGGAGGAGGAUGGCGACGGAGAAUUUGUUAUAAAAGAAGUUGACGAUGAAGGUGAUGACGAUGAUGACGAUGAAGAAGAUGACGAAGAUGACGAUGAUUCUGUAGUUAAAGAAGAAAAUGGUGUAUUAGUCUUGAAUGAUGCAAACUUUGACAGCUUCACUGCAGACAAGGAUACCGUGCUGCUGGAAUUCUACGCACCAUGGUGUGGGCACUGCAAGCAGUUUGCUCCUGAGUAUGAGAAGAUAGCCAAAACUCUGAAGGAAAAUGACCCUCCUAUUCCUGUAGCCAAAAUAGAUGCUACUGCAGCCACUUCACUGUCGAGUCGUUUUGAUGUCAGUGGCUACCCAACCAUCAAAAUCCUGAAAAAAGGCCAGGCUGUUGACUAUGAUGGGUCUCGGACAGAAGACGCUAUUGUGGCCAAAGUCAAGGAGGUUUCUGACCCCAACUGGACCCCUCCACCCGAAGCUACUCUGGUAUUGACCCAGGAUAAUUUUGACGAAGUUGUGAAUGAUGCUGACAUAAUUCUGGUGGAAUUUUAUGCUCCAUGGUGUGGACACUGCAAGAGGCUUGCUCCAGAGUACGAGAAGGCUGCCCAGGAGCUCAGCAAGCGCACGCCUCCCAUCCCCCUGGCUAAAGUUGAUGCCACGGCUGAAACGGAGCUUGCAAAGAAGUUUGAUGUCACUGGCUACCCAACUCUCAAAAUCUUCCGCAAGGGCAAACCUUAUGACUACAGUGGUCCCCGGGAAAAAUACGGUAUUGUCGACUACAUGAUUGAACAGGCUGGUCCUCCAUCCAAACAGAUUCAGGCUACCAAGCAGGUACAAGAAUUUCUGAAGGAUGGGGAUGAUGUCAUCAUCAUUGGUGUCUUUAGUGGAGAGAAUGACAAAACCUAUCAGCUCUAUCAGGAAGCAGCUAAUGGUUUGAGAGAAGAUUAUAAGUUCCAUCACACCUUCAGCAACGAGAUUGCAAAACUAUUGAAAGUUUCUCCAGGAAAACUGGUUGUCAUGCAGCCAGAAAAAUUUCAGUCAAAGCAUGAGCCCAAGAUGCACGUUCUGAAUCUUAAAGACUCUACAGAUGGAUCUGAGAUUAAAGAGCACGUGCUAAAACAUGCUUUGCCUCUAGUUGGUCAUCGCAAGCCUUCCAACGAUGCCAAGAGAUACUCCAAGCGUCCUCUGGUGGUUGUCUACUACUCUGUGGACUUCAGCUUCGACUACCGUGUUGCUACUCAGUACUGGAGAAGCAAAGUCCUGGAAGUGGCUAAAGACUUCCCUGAAUACGUGUUUGCUGUUUCUGAUGAGGAAGAUUAUUCUUCUGAAAUAAAAGAUUUGGGCCUGCUUGAGAGUGGAGAGGAUGUCAACGCUGCCAUUCUGGAUGAAGGUGGCAAGAAGUACGCCAUGGAGCCAGAAGAGUUUGACUCUGAUGUACUCAGGCAGUUCGUGGUGGCAUUCAAGAAAGGAAAACUGAAGCCAAUUGUGAAGUCCCAGCCAGUGCCAAAAAAUAACAAAGGGCCUGUGAAAGUGGUAGUGGGUAAAACUUUUGAUACCAUAGUGAUGGAUCCAAAGAAUGAUGUUCUCAUAGAGUUCUAUGCCCCAUGGUGUGGACACUGCAAGAAACUAGAACCAGUGUAUAAUGAGCUAGGCAAAAAAUACAAGAAUGAGAAAAAUCUGAUCAUAGCCAAGAUGGAUGCUACCGCCAACGACGUGACGAAUGACCGCUACAAAGUGGAGGGAUUCCCCACCAUCUACUUUGCUCCAAAGGACAAGAAGAAUAACCCGAUUAAAUUUGAAGGCGGGGACAGAGAUUUAGAGCAUUUGAGCAAAUUUAUAGAGGAGCAUGCAACAAAACUCUCCAGAACAAAAGAAGAGCUUUAGAUAAGAUGAGGGUGGAGAAGAAAAGUUGUUUGUACAAUGUAGUUAAAAUCAAGUUACUGACAAAACUUGGUGAGAGAAGAAUUAAGCAGUUUUGAGCAAAGAGAUUCUUGAGCAGUAAAGCAAUUUCAGUAUCUUUUUUUUUUUUAUAUGGCAAAUGAGUUUUUUUCUGGACACUGAACUUAAUACUCUAAUAUGAAUGUCUUAUGUUAGUUACGGUUUUGAUCUUUGGAGAAAAAUACAUCCUUUAUUUUUUGUGACUAUCUCGAGCUUUGUUCUUUGACUCUAAUGCAGCUGUUUUUAAGUUAAAAGAUACUACCAAAAAGAGAGAAGCAGAUCCCUCAGACAAACAGAUUUCUCUUAUUUGUUGUUAUGGUUACCGGGGGGAGCAGUCUUUUCAGCUAGUCUUUUCUGUUAUGUUUCUUUGUACCUAUUCAUGUGACCCUAUCACUGUAUUCAUACAGAUAAGGAUAAGAAUGGAUGUUUUCUAAAGUGUGGAUGAAUUAUUUGGUCCUACUGAGAUAAGACACAGGGACUUGCUAAAUAUGCUCUAGACCUGUUUUAGUUUUGUGCCUCUCUGUAGAGAGUGUGAUGCUAAAAUAGCAAGUUUUUCUAAUGUACCUCUCUUUACUAGUCAUUGUUGACCCAAUUACAUCUUAGUCUUCCUGAACUACUCCUUUGGAGUAAUUGGACUAUGACACAACAAGAGCAUCCAGUGGGUGGAAAUGCUGGGAUUCUGGUGUCAGAUCUAUGUGUUACUGUCUCCUUUCCUUUUGCAGAGAGGAAAGUUUGAUAGUGAUUCUUCUUUGGGCAAGCAGACUGAGACCUUCUAACAGCCUUUAUUCCUCUAGCAGGUAUUGCAGGUACAAAGAAUAAUCACAUCUUCUUUGUGCUCCCCUUGGGAGUAUGUGCACUUAAAAGUGGGUUUUUAUAUUGAAUGGCCCAGUUGGGAUAUGUCCAUAAAUUUAUGGGCCAUGUUGAUGUUGCAGACCCAUGCUCUCUAGAAGCACUGUCUGCCUCUUCUUAGAGCUGUGAUGCUGCGGUGUGUGUGACUUGAGUGUCCCUGAGGCAGUUUUGAUUCACAUUUCAUUUUACAGGUAGUUCUUCUGGCAGCACUGUUUUCUGUCUUGCAAAACAUGACCAUCUUCCUUCAGUAAUUGCUUGUUGCAUUAGUUUUUAGAUUUUUAGAGGGUGUGUAAAUCUAAAACCACUACCCAGUCUUUUUUUUUUUUUUUUUUUUUUUUUUUUUUUCUUCUGGGGGGAUGCAUUCUACUGUGUAGCAAGGAUAAACCCUUGAGGUGGCUGUUCAGGUAAAGUCUGGGGACCCAAAGGGGCUGCAAGGUGGUACAUAGUCCCUAUACUUUCCUACUGCACUUGUCAUCCCUAUUGAAGGGGUGUCCUUCCCGCCUGCCUUAAGGGGGGACUGUCCCCCGCUGCUAACAACCCACACAGCAAGCAUAACUAUCAAAUUAGUCUCGCAGAGAUAAAUGGGACUGCAGGAAGGCUUUCCCUUAAUUAAUGGUUUAGCCAAAGAUAGUGAACAAAGCUCACCAGCAGAUUAUGAGUGAGAGGGACAGUAUCAGAUCUCCUGGGACUGCUGGGGUGUGCCUGAAUGCUAUUCAGCUCCUAUUCUUUAUCAGCAAAAGCUGGGAAAUGCUAAGCAAGUGUUAAAGCAGUGUCAUCAUUUACCUGAGGCCCUGGCAUUGUCCAUCUCCUCUUUUCACAUUAGAGGGCUUUUUCUUUCUACUGUCCUUAAGUGGACAGAUGGCUGUUAAGCUUAGACAGUAUUUCAUCUACAAGACUCUUACCAGAUAAAGUGCAUUAUCUUCCCAUCUACUGUAAUUUCUCUUUGCAGCUCUUCUGUAGGCUUUCAAAAGCUAUAAUCUAUUCUAAGUGUGUUGCGCAGGCAACAGUAGUGAGAUGAGACUUAGCUGAACACCAGAGGUGGUUUUUUUUUUCAGCUUUAGAAAAUAUACAUACAAGUCAAGUAACAAGUUCUGUCCUAUCUGCCAGUGUCAUUAAUUCAGUUCUUCAAAGAGCCAGGCACAGGCUUUUAAAAUCAGUUCUUAAAACAUAGUUCAGGUUCUGUGCCUAAGCAAAUACCUCACACAAUGCUGUGGGAACUAAAUUGUUCCUUGUUAGUUGAUUGCAGACUUAAAGGGUUUUAUUCCAAAACAACUGCUGUUUAACUAACAGGGGAAUAUGGAUAAAUACAGAACAUGUAGAAAGGAGGGUGAAGAGUCCCUUAUUGGUGGUGAAGGACUUCAGUCAGGGCUGAGACACCAUUCUCCUUGGAACAGUAAGGGUUAAAGUUGAGCAUUUCUGGCCUCUCUUCUGACAGGUGCUAAAUUAUUAACAUUGUCAUUGCCAAUGCUGUACUGUUCCUUUAAACUGCUUAGAGCCAGCACCUCUCUGGAUUGAAACCUCUACAGCCUCUAGGGAGCCCCUCUGGCAAUAGCAGACACAAGGACCAGAGUAGUGUCCUAGAUGUGCUUGCUCAGUGCUCCUGCCACCUCUGUCUCUCUCUCUUCCUUGCCUCCACAGGUAGAGGCAGCCUGGUACACAAACAGUUCCUUCAGUAUGGUGCUGAAAUACCUGACUCUUGUUCAGGAGCAGAAGUGCUUAAGUCAGAGCUGAAUAGGAAUACAGUAAUUAGUACUGCUUACAGCUUCUUGACAACAAUGAGCUGCAAGAACAGGCAGUGUUAUGGAUUUAGGUUAUGAGCAGUAGAGGGAAUGAGGAUUUGUUCCAUCAUUACACUGGUGUCACCUGGCCACAUUUCCUGUGAGUCCUUAGCUGUGCCACUCACCUUGGCAUCUGCGUGUCAUAAUAAAUGCAUUUAUAUCUCCUCGCAAGAUGAGGAUACUGCUGCCUCUAAGCUUUGGGCAGAGCCACAGUGGAAAGCAAGUUGCUUUCCUUAGUUCAAGUAUCCUGUCCUUUGCUGUGUGCACUGUCAACAUCACGUGAACCCUCUGUGAAACUCACUGGGAUGGAUACACCAUGAGAUCUGUUAUCUCUGUACAGAAAGUGAUAUUAAUGUGAUUAAUGCAUUCUAAGGAGAACAGGUCAUACCAUCUUUUGGAUUUGUUAAAUGCAUUAUGCAAGCCUGCUUUUUCAUUCCUGAGGCAUUAGGAUGCUUUCCUAUACAUCCAAAAUUAUUUUAUUAAAGAGUUACCUAAAUGCUGCUGAUUAGCCUUGGUUGUUCCCUUCUUACAGAAGAAAAAAAAAGUGCAGUGCAAGAGAAUAAGGGAGCUCCCCUCACUUGCUCUUUGCCACAGCUGCAUGAGCAUAUGACAAUUUCUGAUUAUGGUUCCAGUGGAAGAGAUCCUGCAGUUUAUGCUUCAGCACAGGGUUGAUUUGUGUAAUAUUAGAAGUCCAUGGAGUCUGGCCUGGUGUAUCUCCCACACAUGCAUCCUCUUGGAAACAAACUUAUUUCUGUAAACUGUCGUACACCUUAAAGUAGUCAGACUUGGGGCUUCUUUGGGGUCAGCUCCUUUCCCUGAAGGGCUAAGAACUAAGGCGGGCUGCAACUGUAGCACAGCUGGUGCUCCUCGAGGAAGGAAUUUGUCUGUACUGUGUCUGUGAAAGUAAAUAGUGGCUUGGGAUCUUGAUACUGCAUUAAGUGAUAGUUUUUUCAGUACUGGAAGAGAUUUGUUAACAGCAGAGGGUUUGCAAUCAAGGUUGUUAUCUGGUUUCUACUCUCAGCAAUUUUGUGCGUCCAAACUGCUAAUUAUGGUAGUGCCUGGCUUUGGCCCAGGAUUUGGCUGGUGGCAAGUAAGAAAGGCACUGCAGCGCUGGUGCCACAAAGUUUUCUCUGCCCUCUUGUGUGUGAGGCUAUGUGCUGAGGAAGCAGUCUUCUGGAAAGUAGAACAUGAAUAAAUGAUACAGGUUAAGGGCUUCUCAGAAAGUAGAGUUUACUGCAGUGAUCAGACUGCUGUCCUUUCUUUUUUGGUAGGCAGGAGAAGCCAGUGCAAACUUUCUGCUCCCAAAGGCCUUUUGCUGACAGCCUGCAUUGGUAAUGGACGCUGGUCAGAGGGGCUGAGUGUUGCAGUCUGUGUGCUCAGCCCUUGAUGUGGGUAGUGAGUAAGUCAAGCCCUGUGCAAACUGUGUCAUCUACUUCAAACUGAUACAGACCCUUGUAUUUGUUAUGCAAUUUGGCUUUGGUUUGUUGUGCUUGAGUUGCAGAACUCCCUUUGUCAAUACAGAUCAGGGAUCUAUGAGCAACCCUAGCAAAAUUCAGUGCAGUAGCGUCUUGGAUCAGUUGCCAGGCAUUUCUAAGACUUCAGCACAGCUGAAGAGUCACAGGAAUCGCUUCAUGUCACGGCAGUGCACUUGCCAGGGGAGAGCUCUCAGUUGCUGACUACAAAGGGCUUCCCUUCUUUUCCUGCCUGGACCCACGGUAGGUUGUGUGAAGCCAUGCAGCCAUGGGCAGAAGAAAUGUUCUGUUACCAUGCAUGACCUGUCUUCAUAUCUGCCUAGAAUCCCACUCACAAGUCAGUUGUUUUCGUUCAACAUCUUUGGAGGUUGUUCUGCACUUGAAGCCAGUUAUUUUAGACAGAGCUUUGCCUGCUCUCAGGCCACAGACUGAUGUCAUGUUAAUGUUAGUGUUGGAUUUUCUGUGUCAGGAGCAGCUGGUUUUAUGUGAAGCCAUUGUGCUGUAAAUCUGUCUGAACAAGCUCUAUAUGUACCAUGAAAAAUAAAUGAUCAUGUCUUUGUAGAGGCUAGAUGAGCCUGCUUGGGUCUGGAAGGACAUGACCACUCUCCAGUUUCAUUUUUGCAUUCAGAGAGAAAGGGAUCUGGUCUGUGAACUGCUCCAAAUCCUUACAUUAGAAAGGUGGGAGUUUCAGUUUCAGAAAUGCUGUUCACAUCUCAAGCUGUGUGUGACUUGGUUAACAGAAAUAUAAAGGAGAUAAGCUAUAUUAAUCCAACCAUGCAAAAAAAACCCUUAUCACAAUCAGUAACCCAGUCCUCUGAAGGAUUUCCAUAGGCUGAGGUUUUGAACAGCCAGUUGUUUCUUCAUAGUGAAAGCUGACACUUGAGAGCCUGGCCUGCAUUAAUACCCUUCUGCUUGCCUUUGUCUAAGUUAUAGUGGCCUUCCUGAAGUCUGGUAUCUUUUGCCUUACAAUAGGAGAGAAUUGUUCUGCAAUACAGCCUGGUAAAAUGCUGCUCAGAAUGAUAAAAAAGUUAAAAAAAACCCAGCAGAAGGUGAUCUCAGGGGAGGAGAAAAAGGUAAUUUAUACAUUUUCCCUGAAGUUAGAGAAAUUGAGGCUAGACAGGGUCAUUUACUCAGCUAAUCUUGUUGGUUUACACAUCAGACCACAAGUUCUCUGCUGUUUGCUUUCAAUAUUCAGCCUAAUAACUUGCAUUCAACCUAUGGGCCUGUUCCAACCAAAGUAUGCAGCACAAACUAGGAUCCACAGCUCUGCUGAUUGCUCCUGCUGCACUAAUAUUCAUUUCUGAACCACAGAAUGCAUUCAGGAAAUGGGACAUGCCACUAGAAAUUGGUACUGCUUUGAGUAAGGAUGUUUGCAUUCAGUUCUGCAUUCACUUUGCCAUGUGAAAUAUUUCAUAUGUAACUUUUGCUGAUGCCUUUAGACAGUAGACUUUAGUGAUGUAUUUUCAUGUGGGGGUUGGCACUUCUUUUGUGAUUUUGAGUUGGUUUUGGUCUUUUUCAGUCUCAAGAUACCCACUAACAUAUAGCAAGUAGAACUCCACUAGUUUAAUUUAGCUGUAGCUUUUCCCAGCCAGCGGAUUGUCAGAGGGCCUAGUGACAAGAGGGUUGAGCUUCCUUUAAGCUCCUUUCCCUGGGCCUGAAGGAGCAGUAAUAGAGCACCUGACUUCAGCAGAUUCAAAUUGAGAAAGCUGUUCACUGGUGUGCUAAUGAGUCCAUGGAAAUGUCAGUGGCCUUACUAUAAUCUGCUGCCUCUUUGUUUUUCUCAGAGAUAACCCUUGAUUUUCAAUUUGGACAAACCAGCCAAUCUUUCAAUAGAAAAAUCACAUUUUAAAUAAAAAAAAAGGGUCACAGUA